UGCCGGCUACUCAACAUCUGGCAACUCUGUAGCAAUAACAAAACAAAUGCACGUGUGAAAUUUUGUUUAAUUCAAAUAAACCAUUUGCGGAUAAAAAAUGGAUACAUUCGACAUAUUUAAACAAUUAACAGCUGGUGUACGAUUUACCAAGAAACGUGCGGCUCCGUCAUCCAAGCCAAACAAGGUAAGGGAGCAACCGCGACAGCUACCAUCGGCCAUUGAGCCAGCCAAAGCGUCUGAGUCAGACGAUGAAUGCACAGCAAAGGACGAAUUUCGUUUGCUUACUAAUGUCACUGGCACAGCACCAACUGCACCCAAGCAGAAAAAGGCCAAAAAGCAAUUGUCAAAGGAGCAGGCAGAGCAACUGCUACGUGAGGAGAAGAUUAGUGCGCUGCGCAAGGAACACAGCAUAACAGUGCUGGGCAAGGAUGUGCCAGCGCCCAUAAGUAGCUUUGACGAGUUGAGCACGACGGAUUUCAAGCUGCUGCCGCGCCUGCAAGAGAAUCUUUUGUCCUAUGGCUUCGCACAGCCCACACCUAUACAAAUGCAGGCGCUGCCCGUGCUGCUGAAUAAUAGGGCACUGAUGGCCUGCGCCCCAACGGGCUCGGGUAAAACAUUGGCUUUUCUCACGCCCAUCAUUAACGGGCUGCGCAGUCAUAAAACGACUGGGUUGCGCGCCCUGGUGCUGGCGCCCACACGAGAGCUGGCCCAGCAAAUCUAUCGUGAGUGCGUGGAGCUGACCAGGGGGACGGGACUACGCACGCACUUCAUCAGCAAAGUGAGCGAAGCGCGGCAGCAACAUGGACCCGACUGCAAGCAGAAAUAUGACAUAUUGAUAUCAACGCCAAACCGUGUUCGUUUCCUGCUGCAGCAGCAGCCGCCACUGCUGGACUUCAAAGGCAUUGAGUGGUUUGUGUUGGACGAGGCCGAUCGUCUCAUGGAGGAGGGUCAGAACAACUUCAAGGAGCAGCUGGAUGAAAUCUAUGCGGCCUGCACGCAUCCGCAAAAGCGUGUGGCCUUUUUCAGUGCCACCUACACGGUGCCUGUGGCCAAAUGGGCGCUGCGGCAUCUCAAAAAUCUAGUGCGAGUGACGAUCGGUGUACAGAACAGCGCCACGGAUACAGUAAAACAGGAACUGCUCUUUGUGGGCUCGGAAAGCGGUAAGCUGCUGGCCGUGCGUGAAAUGGUGCGCCAAGGACUACAGCCGCCAGUGCUAGUCUUUGUGCAGAGCAAGGAUCGUGCCAAACAGCUGUUCGAGGAGCUGCUCUACGAUGGCAUCAAUGUAGAUGUCAUACACGCGGAGCGAUCGCAGCAUCAGCGCGAUAAUUGUGUACGCGCUUUUCGCGAGGGUCACAUCUGGGUGCUCAUCUGCACGGAGCUGAUGGGGCGCGGCAUUGACUUCAAGGGCGUCAAUCUGGUCAUUAACUAUGAUUUUCCGCCUAGCACCAUUUCGUAUAUUCAUCGCAUUGGACGCACAGGUCGCGCUGGUCGUCCGGGACGCGCCAUUACCUUCUUUACGCAGGACGAUACGGCCAAUUUGCGGAGCAUUGCGCAGAUAAUCAAGAACUCGGGUGGAGAGGUGCCGGAGUACAUGCUGCAAAUGAAGAAGGUCCGCAAAUCGGAGGCGAAAAUGCGUGCCAAAAAGCCGUUGGAACGCGAAGACAUAUCAACCAAAAUACGCCCUGAACCGAGGCCAACGCCCAAAACCUUGGUCAAAUUACAAAAAAUAGAAAAAACCGAAAAGGUUCUCAAACAACAAAAGAAUAAGAAGGGUAAUAAUUUGGCCAAAAUUGGAGACGCCAAUGCGUCGCGCAAAACCAAAAAACUGGCGAAAAUCAAAGACCAAAUAGAGAGCAAAGUGGCAGCAAAAGGCAAAGCGAAAAAGCCCAAGAAGAGUGUUAAAUGAUGCGCCUACUUUAAGCAAUAAAUAUGAAGAUAUGUAUGUUGCUUGGCAGAUUUUUUCACGACUUGUGCUGAUGAUUCCUCUAAAGACGGUCAUAAAAUAAAGGUCCUGACGGGAUAUUCACUUGUAAAAAACAACUUUAAACUAAGUUUAAGUUCAUAGCAUAUGGGAAAACCAUUGAAAUAAUUGGACAAUUGAGUUUUCCCAUGUGUUCAUUUUAUGUGAAUAAACGAAAUCAAUAUGAUAAA
Molecule: messenger RNA, 2151 nt
Organism: Drosophila montana
Lineage: Eukaryota; Metazoa; Arthropoda; Insecta; Diptera; Drosophilidae
Gene: ais
Product: aramis
Exons: 4
Coding region: 98-1906 (602 amino acids)
Biological process (GO): maturation of SSU-rRNA
Molecular function (GO): nucleic acid binding; ATP binding; RNA helicase activity
Source: RefSeq, a predicted model, not a curated record